GUCACGUGAGAAGAAGCGCGAGCAGCGGCGGUUGACCGCGAGCAGAGGACACUCGGCGGCGGCGGACGACAACGACGCACAGUCGACGCGAGAGAGAGAGAGAGAGACGCCAUUCCUCCCGUCCUAUUUAUUCUAUUGAUUGUUCUUUUAUUUUAACAUUGAGGAGGAUGCGGUGCCUGGGAGUCCUGGCGCUGCUGGUGUGCGGCGCGAGCGCCUUCACAGAUCCUAUCAUCAUUAAACAACAGCUCACAAAUCCAGGUGUAGACGGUCAGGAUGAAAUAGUACUUAGCUGCAACCUGACCAAUCCACCUUCUGAUAUUAAAGGACGUGUUUGGAGAAAGGAUGGUGCAGAUAUUCCUGGCACCGUUGAUGAAGACAAUUCGUCUUUAAUGCAACAUAGACUGCAAUCUGUUGAUGCAAAAAAUUCGGGGCUGUACAGCUGUGUUUAUUUGACAAAACCACUUUCAAGCGAAACUUUCCAAGUUAAAGCUGCGCCUGGUGUGACCACCUACAAGAAGUCUGAGCAUGGGAAUGAAGGCGAUGUUGGGUUACUGACUUGUAAAAGCCAUGGGUAUCCGCCAGUUGAAUCCUGGACAUGGUCCAGAUCGACUAAAGAUGGUGGUGUUGAGCACAUUAUGAAUGGGACAAAUAACCGAUUCCAAAUCAAGAUCACUGGCAAUGGGACUGAGCUUCGCAUCCUGGCGCUGGAUAUCGAGAAAGACCAAGGAGAGUACUACUGCAAUGCCACCAAUGAGAUCGGGGCCCGGGCAGAAAUCAUCCAUCUUCGUGUCCGCGGCCGUUUCGCUGCUCUCUGGCCUUUCCUGGGGAUCGUUGCUGAGGUCAUUGUCCUUGUCGCAAUCAUCUUCAUUUAUGAGAAGAGGAGAAAGCCCGACGAGCUUGCAGACGAUGACGAACAAGGAUCUGCACCUCUGAAAAGCAAUGCAGCCACUAAUCAUAAGGAUAAAAAUGUCAGGCAGCGAAAUGCAAACUGAAUUGAUUUCUUACUUUGGGAAAGGAGGUGGCCUGUACAACAUUACAAAGUAGAUGGGUUUUGUAGUUGACGUGGAGGAUGAUAUCUUGGGUGUGAAAUAAAGCAUUUUGAUGCGUUCACAGAUCCUAAAGCUUUUUGAGUCUCUUUUAACAACAAAAAGAUUAUUAAGUUAAUUAAUUAGAAACUCUUUUACCAUUUGACUGCUGGUGUUUUUUUAAAUUCACUCCAGUGUAUUAGCACUAAUUGAUUAAAGGGACAGUGUAGUCUAUUCUGGCCUCCCCAGCCUGUGUAAAGUACAUUGAUGUUCCUUCUAGAUAUUUGAUUGUUUUUUUUUUCUUGGUGGCUAGGUUUAUUUUUUGUUUGCAACCGAUGUAUGUAAUAAUCUGCUAUCCUCUCAUCCUCCUGCCCACCCAUUAACUGAACUAAUAAUCAUAGUGACAAGUUGGGAUUUGUAAAUGCGAAUGCGUUCUUUCUCCCCUUCCGUCCUCUCUCUCCUUCUCUUAUUCCCACCCCCCCACCACCUACCUAAAUUCAUCUGAUCUAGGCCAUUGGUAGAAACAAUGUCUUGUUAAUAUAGUUUGUAUUAAUCCUGCAUGAUAAAACAUUCAGAUUGGCUUGUGGAGUAUAUAUCGUGUGUUGCUGGUGAGUCUGACUUCCUCCCUUUACAGUGACACCAUUAUUGAGAAUGUGGUAUGUCAUCAGCUAAAUUCAGUAUUUUUGGGAGGGGGAAAGUCUUCAAAUCAAAAUAAUGACUACACUACCAAGUUUUGAAAGUGGCUGGUAAUACUGUGCAUCUUAUUGAAAUGUACCCGAUGGGUCACUUGUAUAGCAACUCUUAUCGAAAUUGCUUGUUGGUGAAGGCUUGUACCGAUGCUUGCCAUUGCUCUUAUUUUUCAUGUCAACAUGACCAGCUAAUUUUGCAUCUUCAGUAUUAACUGGUGCAGUAGUAGUGUCCAGUGUGUCUUUUAUAGAAUAAGCUAUUUUCUUGUGUGGUGUUUUUUCUGUAAUAGUUUAGUGAACUCCAGCUGAAUAUUUAUAGAGCAUGGCUUCUCCUCAGACAUUAUUUUUUUUUACCAGUUUGUGAAGGGAGGGAGGAGGGUGGGUGAAAGGAAGAACAGUCAGUGAUAACCAGUGAAUCUCUUAACCCUUCUCUGUAGUAAGUUUCCCUUGUAUCCCUGUAGUAAGUUUCCCUUAACCUUGAAAUAUGUCCCCACUGAAUUUCUCUUCCACAACCCGUUUGACAUCGUUUGCUGUAGCUACAAAGCGUUUUUUUUU
Callorhinchus milii (elephant shark) is the source of this 2266-nucleotide messenger RNA. It is a transcript of the gene bsg, whose product is annotated as basigin. Lineage: Eukaryota; Metazoa; Chordata; Chondrichthyes; Chimaeriformes; Callorhinchidae. The record is from RefSeq and is a predicted model, not a curated record. Bases 168 to 992 code for a protein of 274 amino acids. The transcript is spliced from 8 exons. Gene Ontology annotation, biological process: cell-cell adhesion. Gene Ontology annotation, cellular component: cell-cell junction. Gene Ontology annotation, molecular function: cell adhesion molecule binding.